Messenger RNA from Delphinapterus leucas (beluga whale), 3498 nucleotides. The record is from RefSeq and is a predicted model, not a curated record. Lineage: Eukaryota; Metazoa; Chordata; Mammalia; Artiodactyla; Monodontidae.
GAGGGGCGCCCUACUGCUGGAAUAGGAGGCCGUGCUUCAAGACAAGCCUUCCUGAGGCUGCAACUCUGCCGUACCCAAGUGUGUCGGGGUCACGCACCGUGCAGUGAUGCGUGACCAUCUCCAGCCUCCCGCCGGGACCCACUGCCCGGGCAGGGUCUGAACCCCCACCGCCUCCAGCUCACGCGCGCAGGGGUGCGUACACGUGGUGACCUGCCUGGGGCCGGGUUCCCGGCUCCGGCUCCUCCUCCCUCCAGCUCACGUUAGGCUUUCUGCAGUAUCACGUGCAGCCGCGCCGGGUGCAGGAUGGCGGCUGCGGCAGCAGCGGUGGGUGUCAGGCUCCGAGACUGCUGCAGCAGGGGCGCUGUGCUCCUGCUCUUCUUUUCCCUGUCCCCUCGGCCCCCGACCGCCGCCGCCUGGCUGCUGGGCCUGCGGCCCGAGGACACCGCUGGAGGCCGCGUGUCUCUGGAGGGGGGCACCCUGCGCGCCGCCGAAGGCACCAGCUUCCUUCUGCGCGUCUAUUUCCAGCCCGGGCCCGCGGCGCCCGUGGAGCCGGUGCCCACACCCACCCUUUCCCCAGGGGAGAAUAGCACCGGCGACUGGGCUCCACGGCUCGUGUUUAUCGAGGAGCCUCCGGGCGGGAGCGGCGCGGCACCCAGCGCUGUUCCCACGCGCCCCCCGGGGUCGCAGCGCUGCCGCGAGCAGAGCGACUGGGCAUCGGACGUGGAGGUCCUGGGGCCCCUGCGCCCCGGAGGCGUGGCGGGCUCAGCUCUAGUCCAGGUGCGGGUGCGGGAACUGCGUAAGGGCGAGGCAGAGCGAGGCGGCACGAGCGGUGGCGGGAAGCUCUUCUCUCUGUGCGCCUGGGACGGGCGCGCCUGGCACCACCACGGCGCCGCCGGCGGCUUCCUGCUGCGCGUACGCCCGCGGCUCUAUGGCCCGGGCGGGGACCUGCUGCCCCCCGCGUGGCUGAGGGCGCUCGGAGCGUUCCUGCUGCUCGCCCUGUCUGCCCUGUUUAGCGGCCUGCGCCUGAGCCUGCUCUCGCUGGACCCGGUGGAGUUACGGGUGCUGCGGAACAGCGGCUCGGCCGCCGAGCAGGAGCAGGCGCGCCGAGUGCAGGCCGUGCGCGGCAGGGGCACCCAUCUGCUCUGCACCCUGCUCCUGGGCCAAGCCGGAGCCAACGCGGCCCUGGCAGGCUGGCUGUGCGCCUCGCUGCCGCCGGGAGUCGGGGACACCGGGGAAGACUACGGCGACGCGGGGACUCACUUCCCCUGGCUGCCGGCGCUCGUGUGCACCGGCGCCGUGUUCCUGGGCGCAGAGAUCUGCCCCUACUCGGUGUGUUCGCGGCACGGGCUGGCCAUCGCCUCCCACAGCGUGUGCCUGACCCGGCUCCUGAUGGCGGCCGCUUUCCCCGUGUGCUACCCGCUGAGCCGCCUGCUGGACUGGGCGCUGCGCCAGGAGAUCAGCACCUUCUACACGCGGGAGAAGCUGCUGGAGACGCUGCGGGCCGCGGAUCCUUACAGCGACCUGGUGAAAGAGGAGCUCAACAUUAUCCAGGGCGCCCUGGAGCUGCGCACCAAGGUGGUGGAAGAGGUGCUGACCCCUCUUGGGGACUGCUUCAUGCUGCGCUCCGACGCUGUGCUGGAUUUCGCCACUGUCUCCGAGAUCCUGCGCAGCGGCUACACUCGCAUCCCCGUGUACGAGGGCGACCAGCGGCACAACAUUGUGGACAUUCUGUUUGUCAAGGACUUGGCCUUCGUGGACCCCGACGACUGCACGCCGCUUCUCACGGUCACCCGCUUCUACAACCGGCCCCUGCACUGCGUCUUCAAUGAUACCCGGCUGGACACGGUGCUGGAGGAGUUUAAGAAGGGAAAGUCUCACCUGGCCAUUGUCCAGCGGGUGAAUAAUGAGGGAGAAGGGGACCCCUUCUAUGAGGUGAUGGGCAUUGUCACACUGGAGGACAUCAUAGAGGAGAUCAUCAAGUCGGAGAUCCUGGAUGAAACUGACCUCUACACCGACAAUCGGAAAAAGCAGAGGGUCCCACACAGGGAGAGGAAGCGGCACGACUUCUCCUUGUUUAAGCUUUCUGACUCGGAGAUGAGGGUGAAGAUCUCUCCACAGCUUCUGCUGGCCACACACCGCUUCAUGGCCACAGAAGUGGAGCCGUUUAAGUCUCUGUACCUCUCGGAGAAGAUCCUGCUGCGGCUCCUGAAACAUCCCAACGUGAUCCAGGAGCUGAAGUGUGAUGAGAAGAACAAGAAGGCCCCGGAACACUACCUGUACCAGCGCAACCGCCCUGUGGACUACUUUGUGCUACUUCUGCAGGGUAAAGUGGAGGUGGAGGUUGGUAAGGAAGGCCUUCGCUUCGAGAACGGAGCCUUCACCUACUAUGGUGUCCCAGCCAUCAUGACCACUGCUUGCUCAGAUAACGAUGUGCGGAAGGUUGGAAGUCUGGCUGGAUCCUCUGUCCUUCUAAACCGGUCCCCUUCCCGCUGCAGCGGGUUGAACCGCUCUGAGUCUCCGAGCCGUGAGCGCAGCGACUUUGGGGGAAGCAACACCCAGCUGUGCAGUAGCAGCAACAACCUCUACACACCCGACUACUCAGUCCACAUCCUCAGCGACGUGCAGUUUGUGAAGAUCACACGGCAGCAGUACCAGAAUGCGCUCACCGCCUGCCGCAUGGACAGCUCACCUCAGUCCCCCGACGUGGAGGCCUUCACUGACGGAGACUCCACCAAGGCCCCCAUGACCCGGGGCACACCCCAGACCCCCAAGGAUGACCCUGCCGUCACCCUCCUGAGCAACAGGAACAGCCUGCCGUGCAGCCGUUCAGAUGGGCUGAGAAGCCCCAGUGAGGUCAUGUACCUGAGGAUGGAGGAGAUGGCCUUCACCCAGGAGGAGAUGACAGACUUCGAGGGGCAGAGCACGCAGCAACUCUCACUGUCUCCUGCAGCUGUUCCCAUGAGAGCAGCAUCAGAUAGUGAAUGUUGUCAUAUCAACCUGGACACAGAGACCAGCCGCUGCAGCAGCGGCUUUGAGGAAACCAUGGGCCAGAAGUUGCUGAGAACCUUGAGUGGUCAAAAAAGGAAGAGGUCACCAGAUGGAGAGAGAACCUCUGAGGAGAACUCCAACUUAACCCCUCUCAUCACAUGACAGGGCAGUCAGCGUUCGCUGGGUGCGUGAGAUUCCAGAGCUUUGGGGAGAACCCGCCCUCCCGUCAUCUGCUUCUCCCCAAGGCCUCCCACAGGCGACAGCGCGUUCCGCUUUCCUCACCACCUCUUCACCCCGAGCUGUCAGUUUGGCAGAUUUUCCCUCGUCCCUCCAGUUUGACUCAGAGCCUUGCGGUAGCCAUAACGGAAGGAGGUGCCUCAGUGGAACAUGCUAGAAAUGGUUUUAUCCACAGCACAGUCUGGGACUGGAGAAGAAAUGACCCCAGGCUGACAGUGCCACUCGAGGAUCCCUGAUGCCCUUUUUUGUUCUUUGGUGUCCCCUGGCACCAUA